AUGGAGGCGGUGAUAGAGCAGCUGAUGAUGGAAUUGGUAGUACCCCUGUGCCAUCCUGAGCUGCCACGGCGUCUUGGGGUUAGGCCUGUUGCUGGGCUGCUGCUGCACGGACCGCCUGGCUGUGGAAAGACCACCCUUGCACAUGCCAUUGCCAAUGAGACUGGUGUGCCAUUCUACAAGAUCUCGGCCCCUGAUGUCGUGUCUGGGGUAUCUGGGGCUUCUGAGGAAAACAUCAGGGGCCUGUUUCAGAAGGCAUAUAGGACAGCUCCUUCAAUUGUGUUCAUAGAUGAGAUAGACGCAAUUGCAUCAAAGAGGGAGAAUCUGCAACGGGAGAUGGAGCGACGGAUAGUUACCCAACUGAUGACAUGCAUGGAUGAAUUCCACCAGAAUAUUGGCGGCGGUCACUCUGAUGCCGAAUCAUCUGAAAAGAAACCUGGUUAUGUUAUUGUCAUUGGAGCUACAAACAGGCCUGAUGCUGUGGACCAAGCUCUGCGAAGGCCGGGAAGGUUUGAUCGAGAGAUAUCUCUUGGUAUUCCAGAUGAACAUGCACGGAAACAGAUACUGAAGAUGCUUACACAGAACCUUCGACUUGAAGGCCAAUUUGACUUAUUCAAGAUAGCAAGGGCCACACCAGGUUUUGUUGGUGCUGACUUGAAGGCUUUAAUCGAUAAGGCAGGUAAUCUGGCAAUGAAGAGAAUAAUUGAUGAAAGAAGAGUUCAGUAUUCUCAUGGGCAUGAUGGAAACAACAAGCCUGACUGGUGGAGACAACCUUGGGAUGUAGACGAGGUGGAGAGCUUACAUAUUACCAUGGGUGACUUUGAGGAAGCAGCAAAACUGGUUCAACCAUCUUUGAGAAGAGAAGGUUUUUCUUCUAUCCCUGAUGUCACAUGGGAUGAUGUUGGAGGUCUUGAUUCAUUGAGGAGAGAGUUCGACCGCUGCAUUGUUAGAUGUAUUAAGAAUCCUGAAGAUUAUGAGGCAUUUGGAGUGAAUUUGCAAGCUGGCUUCCUGCUGUUUGGACCUCCGGGUUGUGGGAAGACACUAAUAGCAAAAGCAGUGGCACAUGAGGCAGGGGCUAAUUUUAUUCAUAUUAAGGGGCCUGAGCUAUUGAACAAGUAUGUUGGGGAGAGUGAAUCAGAAGUUAGGAAAGUAUUCAUCCGUGCACGCACUAACUCUCCAUGCAUACUUUUUUUUGAUGAGUUACUUACUGAACUUGAAGAUCAACGUCAAGGUGUUUAUGUCAUCGGAGCUACAAACAGAAUUGAUGUGAUAGAUGAUGCUUUUUUGCGGCCUGGUAGAUUUGGGAAGAAACAUUAUGUACCUUUACCUGGUGCUGAUGAACGGGUUUCAGUAUUAAAAGCAUGUGCUCGAAGCAAACCCAUCUCCUCAGGUGUUGAUUUGGAUGCAUUGGCACGUCGAGAGGAAUGCAGCAAUCUCACUGGUGCUGACCUAGCAUCACUGGUGAAUGAAGCAGCCAUGGCAGCAUUGGAAGAGAGAUUGGAAAUCCUUGAGAAUGGCACAUCGUCAAUGAGUUCAUCUUGUUUGAUUGAACUAUCGCACUUUGAACAAGCUCUAUCGAAGGUGAAGCCAUCAGUAUCUGAACAGCAAAGGAAACAUUACGAGGCACUGUCGAAGAGGUACUCGUCAAACUGAUGGAUCACCAUGCAUUCAUCUUGGUGUGUGUAUAGCAACCUUCUGCAAAGUAUGUCCAUGCUAUGAACUUCGUGGCUUUAUUUAUUGGACCAGCUUUGACUCAC
Setaria italica (foxtail millet) is the source of this 1754-nucleotide messenger RNA. RefSeq names its product cell division control protein 48 homolog C. Gene Ontology annotation, biological process: ribosome biogenesis. The coding region runs from base 1 to 1650 and encodes 549 amino acids. Gene Ontology annotation, molecular function: ATP binding; RNA binding; ATP hydrolysis activity. Gene Ontology annotation, cellular component: nucleus. The record is from RefSeq and is a predicted model, not a curated record. The transcript is spliced from 9 exons. NCBI's taxonomy places the organism in Eukaryota, Viridiplantae, Streptophyta, Magnoliopsida, Poales, Poaceae.